This is a messenger RNA of Emiliania huxleyi CCMP1516, 951 nucleotides long. RefSeq lists its product as hypothetical. The record is from RefSeq and is a predicted model, not a curated record. NCBI's taxonomy places the organism in Eukaryota, Haptophyta, Isochrysidales, Noelaerhabdaceae. The transcript has a single exon. Bases 1 to 951 code for a protein of 316 amino acids.
AUGCAGCGCGAAGUCGCAGUCUACCGCGAUGUCCUGCACCCCUCGCUGCUGGCUGCGGUUGUCCAGGCCGUCAACGUGUAUCUCGACAGUGAGCAGCCGCCACUGCCAGACUCAAUGCAUAGAACGCUCUGCGCCACUCACUGGGCGCCGCUCACGGACGAGGAGCCAGCGGCCCAUCCGAUCGAGCAGCUAGUCGCCGCUCUCUACCGGCUCAUUCGACGCGGGGCAUCCCCACUACAUGCGGACGAGGCCGCCGGGCUCGCCGGCGGGGAGUGGUGGGUGCAGGAGCAGGCUCUGGACGACUGUCCAAAGGAGUUCCACACCGACCAGGACCUCUGCCUUCUCCCGGGCCGAGACGGCGUCCAGAGCAGCGUAGCGCACCCGGCGCUAUCCUCCGUCUUUUACUUGGACGGUAUCGGCGGCGCGACCGCCGUCUUUGCGCAGCGGCGGUGCGUUGUUGCCCGCGGCGUCUCCACGCUAGAGCCUCCUCUCCCUCCGCACGCAGCGCUCGCCUUCCCGACGCCGAACCAGCUCCUCCUCUUCCGCGGAGAUCUCCUGCACGGCGUGCUGCAGCCGCUCGGCACUGCGCGCGGCCCGCGGCCGACAGACGAGGCCCCGAGGAGGACGGUCCUCGUCAACUUUUGGAACGACCGCCCCUCCGCGGCGCACGCGCCAGCGCCUCCGCUGCCGCCGCCCCACGCUGCCGACGAGCGGCGGCCGGCCUCGCCCUCUUGCGCCGACUUCGUGCAACUGCCCGCCUCGAGCAGCUUCGAGGCGGAGCGCUGGCGAGAGCAGAGGCUGCCGGAGACGGCGGUGGGCUCUCUGCCGAAGGGGGAGGGGCCGCCCCCCCCCGUCCUCCUCUCCUUCUCGAGCCGCCCGCCCGCCGACUGCGAACGCUGUGGGGCAGGCGUGUGCUGGUACGACCGGCACGACGAGACGCGGGGAGGUUGA